AUCUAGAGCUGAAUCAGUGCCUUGAUUCGCUGUCGUGUUAGAGUCGUGUAGCUGAAAUUGAUAAAUUUAUAAUUAAGUGCAAUUAAAUUUAUUGAGUGUAGAUAGCAUUAUAAAUUCUUUUCACGGAUAUUGAUAGUGACGUGACGAGCCUCUGGGCUCUAGUUACUUGCAACUCACGCACAGCCGCUAAGAACUGUAGCAAAAUGAAACGUGGCAGGUCUCUGCUGUCUCUCGCGCUGCUGCUGAGCUGUCUCUGCUCUGCAGCUGGCUUGAGCCUCGCGAACGGCACAAUUGUUGCUGGCUUGACCGAUGGCAGCGCCGCUGGCAAUGCCAAUUCGCCCACACUUGGCGCUGGCCUCGGCGCUGGCGGCAGCAAUAGCAGCGGCGGUGCGAGCAACAGUGGUGCCAGCCCGCCAAGCGGUGGCACGGCCGCCCUAUCGAACAGCGAGCCAAGCGGUAGUAGCGGCAACAGCGGCUCAUCGGCCGGUGGUGCAGCUGGUGGCAGCAGCGCAGGCAGCAGCGGCGGUGGCAGCAGCGACACAAACUCCGCCCUGAUGCAGGCGCCCAAGGAAAAGCAGUACGAGAAGUGCACUGGACCGGGCGAUCCGGGGCCGUGUAAGCAGUACAUAUACAAGUGGCGCUACGAGCCGACGACCGGCGAAUGCAGCACCUUCAUCUGGGGCGGCUGCGAUGGUAAUCCGCAGAAUCGGUUUAGCACCGAGCCGGAGUGCCUCUUUCACUGCGUUGGCGGACCACAUACUUUGCCGCCAUUUUUGCUGUCGACCACCCGGGAGCCGAGCACCACGGAAUCGUCUCAGGCCAGCUACACACAGAGUCCGGCACAGCUGCCCGCGGGCUACAAUGGUGGACGGUUAAUGGGCGGCACCACGCCCGUGCCCAUCGAGCAGCGCGGUCCCGAAUUGACAUUUGCGGAAACGGGUCAGGGCAAGACCUUCAUGUUUGCCAAAAACAACACGUUCAUCCAAAUGGACGGCGACAUCAUACAGACAUUUCAAUUACGACUUUGCCGGGAGAUAUCAUUUCAGUUUCGCACACGCCUGCCGCACGGCCUGCUCGUCUAUCACAAUGUUAAGAAUCCGGAUCGCAUUAAUUUGGACCCCUAUGCACUCUAUGUGAUUGUCGAGAAGGGUCAGCUAAAGGUUGUACAUGUCUUUGGCAAGCAUUCAACGAGUGUCACUGUGGGCGAGAGCCUGAAUCGAGAUGAAUGGCACAGUGUUAUGGUGCGCAUCGAUGUCCAUGGGGCAAGAUUAAUUGCACGCGUCGACAAUAGUCAGGAGGAGGUAUAUCUGAAAGGUCUGAAUCACGAGUACAACUACGGCGUCUCCACGAAUUUGCCAUCGGUGGUGCUGGUCGGAGGCCUCUCGUCCGAGGAGAAGCUGCAUGGCGUUAAAUAUAUUACCGAAUCGUUUGUCGGCUGCAUUCGCAACGUGGUGCUUAGCUCCGGCAAAGCGGCAUCCGAUCUGCUGCCAAUUGCCCCACUGGUGGCCACCAAGCACGAGAACGUCAACGAAGGCUGCUCCGAUAUGUGCGACUCCUCGAAUCACAAUCUCUGCUUUGUGGGCUCCCGUUGCAUCAACCACUAUGCGGGCAUCUCAUGCGAUUGCUUUGGCACACACUACGAGGGCGAGCACUGUGACAUUUACACUGCCACAAUUAUAACUCUGCGCGGCGCUAGCUAUGUCGCCUAUCGCAUCUAUGACUGGAAGGACCGUGUGCACUCCAAUACCAUACGCAUCAGCAUGAUUUUUCGCACCAAUUUCGAUGACUCGGCUUUGUUCUAUGCCAGCGGAGAAUCGUUGAAGCAUCAGUACAUAGCAGCCGCUAUCAAGAAUCAAUCGAUACAUGUGGAAAUGGAUUUCGGUGACAAUGUCAUGUCCACGAUUCUAACGGAUGACCUAACGCGCGGCUAUUGGCACAACCUGACCAUACUCCAUGAGCAGCGCUCCGUGCGCAUCAUAUUGGAUCAUCAGCAAAAGAUUUUGGAGCUGCCGGCAACAGCUAGUGGCAAUCUGUUGUUCGAUCCGGAAAUCUAUUUUGGCGGCGGACCAGAGCUCAACAAAAAGAAGGGCCUCAUCUCGCACAACAAUUUCGUGGGCAGCCUGAAGUAUGUCUACUACAAUGACAUUUCCAUACUCUACGAACUGCAGCGCGGCAAUCCCAAGGUUCACUAUCACGGUGUCUUGGAGGCCGAAUUCUUUGAGAACGAAGUGAAUGUCAUACCUAUCACCUAUCCCUUUGCGACAUCACACAUUUGGUGGCCCAUAAAUCAUGCCCAAGAAUUUAAUAUUAAAUUCGAUUUCCGCAGCAGCCGCCCAGGCGCUGUGUUGGCCUACAGUGACGUCACGACCAGCGCCGGAAAUGGCUUCUGGGAGAUACGGUUAAGCUCAGACAAGCUGAGUUUCGAUCUUGUGCCCGAUGUCAAUAACAAUGUUACCCACUCGACAACGAUUAAAAUCAAUCGUGCCACAUCCUGGCACAGCGUCGAGCUGGACUACAAGCACGGCGAGAUUCGCUUCACGGUGGACUAUCGUCACACGCUGAGCCAGAUGUUCGGGCUGACUUUCAACAUUGGCGACAAACUCAUCAUUGGCAGCAGCCUCAAGUCGGCGGCAAUGGGCCUGGUCGGCUGCAUUCGCGAUAUCGAGAUCAACGGCCAUUUGAUUGAGCCGCGGCAUGUGGUCAAAACGGAGCGUGUCGUCGGCGAGGUGGCUCUCGACAAUUGCAACUACAUUGAUCCGUGCAAGCGCCCAAACACCUGUGAGCAUGGCGGCAAGUGCUUCGUAAAGGACGAUCGUGUCACCUGCGACUGCAAGCACACGGGCUACAUUGGCAAGAAUUGCCAUUUCACCAAGUACCGCAAGACCUGCGAGGAGCUGGCUCUACUGGGCUUCACCAAAUCCGAUGUCUACCUAAUUGAUAUCGAUGGCAAUGGCGUAUUUCCGCCUGCCCAUGUCAAGUGCGACUUCCAGAGCUUGGAGAAUGCGACGAAAACAAUUGUGGAACAUAAUUUGCCCAGCCAAGUGGAUGUGAGGUCAGCGCGUGAAACGGACUUUAGCUUCAACAUACGCUACAGAGAGUUCUCACCCCACAUGCUGCAGGAGCUGAUAUCACAUUCGCUCUACUGUACGCAGUACAUCAAAUACGAUUGCUAUCGCGCCCAGCUGGAGCUGCACUCGGCCACUUGGUUUACGUCGUCCGCCAAGAAUCUCACUGUCGACUUUCUGGGCAAUGUCAAGAGAGGCGCUUGCCCGUGCUCCGUCAACAAGACGUGCGUGGACCCGAAUCAAUCAUGCAACUGCGAUGUGAAGGAGAACAAAUGGAAUUCGGAUGAGGGCUACUACCAGGAACCGCACAGUUUGGGCAUCACCAACAUGUAUUUCCUGCAGCAGAAAGACCUCGACGACGAGGCCCAGGGCCGCAUCACGCUGGGUCCACUCGAAUGCGUGGAGACAAAUACCCAAAAGUAUGUGGUCACCUUUACCACAUCACAGUCGUAUAUUGAGGUGCCCGGCUGGCGCAAGGGCGAUAUUGCCUUCUCAUUCCGCACCACAGGCGAGAAGGCCAUUCUGCUGUUCCAACCGCCCAUUCGGGCGCAUUAUCCUUCGUUCAUGGUGGCCCUGACUGGCGACUACCAGCUAACGUUCAAUUUUACGCUAAGCACGGGCACCACACGGGAGCUGGUGAUUAACUCGCAUCGCAGGUUAAAUGGCGGCGAAUGGCAUAAAAUAUGGAUAGACUAUAAUCAAUAUCAUGUGCGCUUCAUGAUAAACACCGAUUACCAGAUGCUCGACCUGCUGCCCGAGGAGGAAUUUGGACCGUUCGAGGGCAGCAUGUACAUCGGUGGCGCCACAUUCGACCUGCUGAAGAAGCUGUCUGUGAAGGCGGGCCUCAUCGGCUGCUUCCGCGGCCUGGUGGUCAAUGGCGAAAUACUCGACAUCUACAGCUAUAUGUCUGUGCACCUGUCGGAGAUUAUCAAGGACUGCAAGCCGUCUUGUGUGCCAUCGCCCUGCCGCAAUGGCGCUCAGUGCAAGGAGCUGUGGAGCAGCUUCAAGUGUGUCUGCAACAAUCCGUGGGCACACAUCGGCGAGUUCUGCGAGACAAACAUCAAUGAGAAGGCGCUGACAUUUAUCAACCGCGAAUCGUUUUUAAUGCGCAACUAUCUGAGUGUCGGAGCCACGCCAGCUAUACUGCUGCAUGGCAUUGAAGGCGAGCGGGAGAUGCUGAAGGGCAUCUUGAGCCAGAACCUCUUGAUCAAUCUGCGCACCUACGACACCAACUCCCUGGUGCUAUAUGCCAACGAUCACUACAACAACUUUGUGCACCUCUACAUUAGUCAAGCGCGCGAAAUUGUCUUCCUCUAUAACUAUGGCGACGAGAUUGUCAAUCUAACGCUGCAAGACGAGACACUGAUGGGCAACCUGAAGAGCAUACAGGUGGCAAUUGUGCGCGGCGAACAGGAGACGCGCAUGCAUGUCAAUCAGCGCAGCGUGAGCAUCGAGCGGGGCACUUUACUCCUGGAUGAGUAUGCCAACAAGCCGUGGAGCAAUCCAGAGAAGGAGGUGCUGUCGCCCCAUCGACCGCCCGCACCGCCUACGGAGUACUUCCAAUUCCAUGUCGGUGGCUACGAUCCGGCAAAUUUGCUGCGACCAAAUGUGGAUGCACCAGCACUCGAGGGCUAUAUCGGCUGUGUGCGCGGCCUCAAAAUUGGCGCCCAGUUGAUCGACUUGGCGGAAAUCAAUGAAAGGAAUAUAGCGCCCACUCUGGAUGGCGUCCUGCCCAAUUGCCAGAUCAAGUGCGAUGCAGAGCCCUGCAAGAAUGGCGGCAUUUGCAAGGAGCACUUUGCCGAACAGCUGUCCACCUGCGACUGCGAGCACACCAGCUUCCUGGGCGAGUUCUGUUCGGUGGAAAAGGGCGCCGAUUUCAGUGGCGAGUCCACGCUGCAGCGCAAAUUCGAGCUGCCCAGCACGGGCAGCGUUAACUAUGUGCGUCUGCAGCUGGCCUUCUCGUCGUUCGAUUUGCGACGUGCCAAUCGCAUUAUGCUGCUGCUGCAGACAGCUGCGGAGCGCAGCUAUUAUCUGCUGCUGGCCAUCACAUCGGAUGGCUACCUGCAGUUCGAGGAGGAUCGCGAACAUGGCCAAACAGUGGGCGCACGCAUCGAUCGGAAUUUCCUGAACAGCGCUCGCCACUCGGUCUACUACGAACGCAAUGGCACCCAAGCGCUGCUCUACAUUGAUCGCGAACAGGUGCCGCUAACGGCCUUUGCUGCACGCGCGCUCACCAGCAGUCCGGACGAGGGCGCAAAUCGGGCACAGAUCGGCGGCAUCAACACCACGGAUUCACGCUUUGCCAUCUUUAAGAGCUACAGCGGUUGCCUGUCAAACAUCUAUAUACAGGUGAAUGGGCACGUUAUGAAGCCACUUGAGGAAUAUAUGCUGUUUACCAAAUCUGGCGCCGACAACAUAACCGUCAUUAAUCCGCAGGGCCUACGCAGCGCUCAAUGCAAUGCCAAAUUCGAUGUGAGCGAACAGCCCACCCAGGAGCCGAUGGUCAACGUGAGCAUGAUACCAGAGCCUUGGGUCGAGGAGCCGCCGCAACGUGUACCCUAUAUUUCGACAUUCGUUUAUGAUGUCGACAAAAAGGAGGACUCCACCCAGGUGCUGUUCAUAACGCUGACCAGCGUGUUUGUCAUCAUUGUUGUGUGCUGCCUGCUUGAGGUAUACCGCAGCCAUUUGGCCUACAAGAAGCGCAUCGAGCGCGAAACGGACGAGGACAUUAUUUGGUCCAAGGAGCAGGCAACCAAAAUGCACGAAUCGCCAGGUGUCAAAGGCGGUGCUGCAGCAGCGGCCAUGAAAGCAGGCAACACGCUGCCACCAUAUAGCUAUAAGGCGCUGCCGCAGGAGGAUAAAAAGCCGGGCAAUGGUGCGCCUUUGGUAGGCAUCUUGAAGAAUGGGAAUGCGCCUCCAGCCACACCCACAGCGGUGGCAACAAAGAAUGGCGACAUUGCAGCCCGCAUCGAUGAGGUGGAGGAGGAGGACGAAGAGGAGGAGGCAGAAGAGCAGCAGUUGGAGAUGGCGGAGCAGCCAGCUGAAGAGCAAAAGGAACUACAGGAAGCACAACAGCUGCUUAACCUUGCAACGGAUGUGGAUGCGGAUGCGGCAGCGACAGCGGCUGCGGCUGCAGCUGCGGCUGCUACUGCGGCUAUAGCUGCCACUCCGGCCACCACAAAUGUUGACGAGCCAACAGAAACGCCAGGAAUGCAAAAUGGUCAGGCGGAUGCCGCGGAAUCCACUUCAGCAGCAGCAACAGCUACAACAACAGCAACACCGACAACAACAGCAACAGCAACGCCAACAACAACGAAUACAACGACAACGACUUUGCCGCAGCUACCGCAGCGACGCAAAUCCCAUUACAAAGCACGCGAUGACACGGAGCUCGCCUUUGACAUCAGCGCCGCAAAUUCCAAUUGGACAACUUCGGCAACAUCGGCUGCCCGUCGCGCCCCUCCGGCAACGCUGCCGCCCAUGUACUUAGAGGCUGCACUGCUGCAGCGGCAGUUCGCGAAUCCAAUUAGCUAUUUGGGCGGGCCACGCCUGCAGCCACGCAGCAAUCGGAACAGCAUCGAGUCGAUAUUAUCGCUGGAUUAGUCACCAAAAAGUCUCAUCAAGUGCGCCUCAGUUAGCCAGUCAGUCAG
Messenger RNA from Drosophila hydei, 6715 nucleotides. RefSeq lists its product as uncharacterized. The record is from RefSeq and is a predicted model, not a curated record. The transcript has 21 exons. Bases 204 to 6668 code for a protein of 2154 amino acids. NCBI's taxonomy places the organism in Eukaryota, Metazoa, Arthropoda, Insecta, Diptera, Drosophilidae. Gene Ontology annotation, molecular function: serine-type endopeptidase inhibitor activity.